AUGCUUGAUAACGACGACACACUGGCCGACGGGGAAGUGCUCAGCGUGCUGCGCCAGCAGCUCCCGCCUCAGCUACGCAAUGUCGAAUCCGUCGAAGAUCUGCUAGAGUACGGCAUUUCUGUUGCCAAGGCCGACCGAGACAGGGCAGUGAGGAACUUUCUGAACACCAAACAACUUAUGGCAAAUAUCAAGCUUCUUGAACGCCUGGAUGACCAUACACGCGCAUAUAUCGACGCAGGAAACGGCAUUUUCCUCCCAGCGCGCCUGUUAGUUUGGAAUACGCGCAACUCAAUUAAACUCAGGAAAGACCGGCACAUACUCGUGCACAUCGGCUACCAAUUCUACCUUGCUAUGAACCACGAGGAAGCGUACGCAUUCGCCGCCGAGCGGCUCAAACUCCUGCAACAGAGCAUCAACACCCUGAACGCCAAGGUGGCUGAGCAGCGGGCACAGGCAUUUAUAAUCGCUGAAACAUUAUGCACAAUGUCAGCGGCGGGCAUUCGUUGA
Messenger RNA from Babesia ovata, 507 nucleotides. RefSeq lists its product as uncharacterized. Lineage: Eukaryota; Apicomplexa; Aconoidasida; Piroplasmida; Babesiidae. The coding region runs from base 1 to 507 and encodes 168 amino acids. The transcript is spliced from 3 exons. The record is from RefSeq and is a predicted model, not a curated record.